AUGGCAGCGCAAGACUACUACAAGAUCCUCGACGUCGACUCCAAAGCAACCCAACAACAGGUCCGCGACGCAUACAAGAAAGCCGCCCUGAAGCACCAUCCCGACCGCGUCCCCGCCAACUCGCCAGAGCGCGCAGCCCGCACAAAGCGCUUCCAAGCCAUCAACGAUGCUUACUACACCCUCUCAGACCCCACACGUCGCCGCGAGUACGACGCUGCCCGCACAUACAACAACUGGACGGGCAGCACGGCAACGCCCGACGACGACUGGGAGGAGGAGAUUCCGCACACGGCGUCUGGACAAGGCGCCGGCGCGCAGACUGGAGGCGGGUUCAAUUUCGGAGGCUUUCCCUGGAGUGCGUUUGGGUUUGGCGGCGAGAAGCCCGCGGGGAAUACCGAGGAGAGUCACAACAAGUUCUCUGAAGAACAGUUCGGUGGUAUCUUCGAGGAGAUGCUACGGGAAGAGGGUAUGGCGGAUCAGGACGCUGGUCCAACAGGCAAGUUCUGGAGCGUCGUUGGUGGACUGAGUGGCGGCGCUAUGGGUUUCAUUGUUGCGAAUUUCCCGGGCAUGGUCGCUGGCGCUGUUGCGGGGAAUAGGCUGGGGAGCGUGAGGGAUGCGAAGGGGAAGAGCGUUUAUGCUGUGUUUCAGGAGAUGCCGCAAGCGGAUAAGGCGAGGCUGUUGAGUAGUCUUGCGGCCAAGGUGUUGAGCAGUGCUGUCAGUGGGUAG
Molecule: messenger RNA, 726 nt
Organism: Didymella exigua CBS 183.55
Lineage: Eukaryota; Fungi; Ascomycota; Dothideomycetes; Pleosporales; Didymellaceae
Product: DnaJ-domain-containing protein
Exons: 2
Coding region: 1-726 (241 amino acids)
Source: RefSeq, a predicted model, not a curated record